CAUGCAUCGAAUUAACACACUGAUCAGUGAUCGAACAUCGAUCCAGCAUUUCACCAGUCACUAGGUGGCACAUGCAUGUUGUUUUCACCGGGCCUCAAAGUUACAUCCUGGAGCUGGGCCGAAUUAUUAUACUCCUAAGAUGUUUAAAAAAUUCAGUGAUAAAGAGAAUAUCUCUGGAACAACUCAGGUCAAGACCUCAGUCAUCCGAAGUAUCCGGGAAAAACUCCUCGACAAAUAUCCCGAUAUCAAAGAUUAUAUUGAUCAGAUUCUACCAAAGAAAGAACCCAUGAAACUAAUCAAAUGCCAUGAUCACAUAGAAAUUCUGGCUGUUGGUGGAGAGCCAAUCUUCUUUAAACAGCGAGAUGAUUUCAUGCCCACUUUGAAACUUCUACAUAAAUAUCCCUUCCUACUACCACACCAGCAGGUUGAUAGGGGUGCCAUUCAGUUUGUUUUGAGUGGAGCUAACAUCAUGUGUCCUGGUCUGACAUCACCAGGUGCCAAUCUUGUCCAGGCUGAGAAAGAAACAGUAGUUGCAGUAAUGGCUGAAGGAAAGGAACAUGCACUGGCAGUAGGAGUCAUGAAGAUGUCAACAGAUGAUAUUAAAUCAGUCAAUAAAGGUGUCGGUGUUGAGAACAUCCACUACUUAUUAGAUGGACUGUGGCAUAUGAAGGCAAUCAAGAAAUGAUAGGUCUGCCCUGAACAUCUUUGAUUUUAAAACAAUUAAUCCCUCAGAUUAUGCUCAUCACAAAUAUGAAAAGCAGGAGAUGGUUUGUAUGUACCCUUUACUUUUCUUUAACUGGAAUAUACAUGUAACCAUUUUUUACUUGCAAACAAAAUGUGUGACCUCCAACCCCAUCAAGCAAGUCCAAAGCCUUGUUGGAAAACCAGUUUAAUAUUAUUUAAUAAAGAUCAUCUAUAAAAGAUGUUUAUCAUACAAAUUUCCCAAGAGAAAUGUAUACAUCAGGUUGACUGAAACUUGCUGUACAUUUUGCAGUCGCACGGUGUACACAGUCAAUACGUACUGGAAAAAUUCAGUUGUAAAAGUCUUUCCAGGCAAAAAGAUUUAUUAAAAAAUCAAACUUGUCAUUAACCACUUCCUGGCAGGGCAGUUAUCAAUGUUGAUGAUGCUGGAGCAGGAUAUUUAUCAUUUUUUUUGGUUUUCAAAAUGCUUUUAAAAAUUCCUAUCUUAAUUAACUGCACAAAAUACCCACACGAAGAAUUGUCUGGUCUCCUCUCUAGCCUGGCAGACAAAAUCAAUGCAGCCAGGCCUGCAGCCUUGUAAAAAAAGCCCAGAUUGUGUGGUGUUAACUAACUUUCUUUUGUUCACGAACC
Molecule: messenger RNA, 1332 nt
Organism: Acanthaster planci (crown-of-thorns starfish)
Lineage: Eukaryota; Metazoa; Echinodermata; Asteroidea; Valvatida; Acanthasteridae
Gene: mcts1
Product: MCTS1 re-initiation and release factor
Biological process (GO): formation of translation preinitiation complex
Molecular function (GO): RNA binding
Source: RefSeq, a predicted model, not a curated record